Molecule: messenger RNA, 2071 nt
Organism: Engraulis encrasicolus (European anchovy)
Lineage: Eukaryota; Metazoa; Chordata; Actinopteri; Clupeiformes; Engraulidae
Gene: pgam1b
Product: phosphoglycerate mutase 1b
Exons: 4
Coding region: 250-1014 (254 amino acids)
Biological process (GO): glycolytic process
Molecular function (GO): intramolecular phosphotransferase activity
Source: RefSeq, a predicted model, not a curated record
GUUUUGUAUCCUGAUUGGUUUAGAUGUGCAGGAAGUGCUCGCUCGUCGGAACAUUACAGAAACCCAGGAACGGUCAAGUGAAAUCGACCGAACAUCUCUCUCUGUAGCCAGAUCUGACAGUGACCCAGGCUGUGUCGCAGGGAGUUGUUGUCGUGCAUAUUUUCGACACAUCUGAAAAGGAACGCCGCGUCGUCCUUCAGUUGCCGCCGGAAAUAUUGCCAAGCAGUAGAACAACCUUCGAGGAGAAGAAUGGCCGCGUACAAGUUGGUGCUGAUCCGCCACGGAGAGAGCGAAUGGAACCAGGAGAACCGUUUCUGCGGCUGGUUCGAUGCCGACCUUAGUGAAACGGGAACCAAGGAGGCCCAGCGCGGAGGUGUCGCUCUGAAAGAUGCCGGCUAUGAGUUCGACGUCUGCUUCACCUCGGUGCUGAAGCGCGCCAUCCGCACCCUCUGGCUGGUGCUGGAGCAGAUCGACCAGAUGUGGCUCCCCGUCCACAGGACCUGGCGCCUGAACGAGCGCCACUACGGCGGCCUGACGGGCCUCAACAAGGCCGAGACGGCCGCCAAGCACGGCGAGGACCAGGUCAAGAUCUGGAGGCGCUCCUUCGACAUCCCGCCCCCGCCCAUGGACCCCGACCACGACUUCUACACCAACAUCAGCAAGGACCGUCGCUAUGGAGACCUGACAGAGGAGCAGCUUCCAUCUUGUGAGAGCCUGAAGGACACCAUUGCCCGCGCUCUGCCCUUCUGGAACGAGGAGAUCGUGCCCCAGAUCAUGGAUGGCAAGCGAGUGCUCAUCGCUGCCCACGGCAACAGCCUGAGGGGCAUCGUCAAACACCUGGAAGGCAUGUCAGACGAAGCCAUCAUGGAGCUGAACCUGCCCACGGGCAUCCCCAUCCUCUACGAGCUCGACAAGAACCUGAAGCCCGUCAAGCCCAUGCAGUUCCUGGGGGACGAGGAGACCGUACGCAAGGCUAUGGAGGCCGUAGCCGCACAGGGCAAGGCCAAGAAAUAAAGACGACUGAAACGAAAUACUGUACCACGAGAGAUUUGCUGUGUCUCAGACGGUGCACGUGUGCACUUCGGGGCACUAUGUUUUGAUGCGUAAUUAAUAAGCCAUGAGCACUGAAACAUGAACACUGAAGUGCAGAAGUGCACCCUUUGACAUCCAGCAAUUGUGUGAAUGUAGUGCACUAAUGUUGCUGUUAUAGUGCUGGUGAAGCAACACAUACUGUACUGUACAUGGGUCAUUAACAUUUUUAGUAGUAGAUGUCACGCAGAGUUGUAUAAAGUAAAAGCACCUUUACAGGUGUUGUCACAACACGAGUGGUAUGAUAUUACACCGUUUCAACUUUGUAAUGUCAUGCCACUAGUGUUGUAAUUACAUCUGUCUGAGUACUUCUACUUAAUACAACUCUGGAUGUCAGGUGGUACAACCAGAGCUAUUGCAGCGUUUGUAUUAAUUAAGUAAAUUAAUUAAUACAUAAAUAUUCAUUCAUUCAUUCAUUAAUGCACAAGCAAUGAAAAGGCAUUUCAGAAAAAUAAACAAAAAUCAUUUAAUUUAUUACACAAUAGUGGUAUUAGCUGUGGUUGCGACCACCCUGAUGUCUACCAGUAAGAAACGUCAAUGAACCACAUGCAUACUACUGUACAUUCUGGAAAUGUUAUUUCAGUCUGAGCUUUUCUCCUUAGUCUCCACACUGCUAAUCCAAUGUUUUUGCCACCUAAUGUGUGAACUGAACCUGUUAUUUCACCGUUGCCCAGUUGACUGCACACAGUAAGAGUAAGCGAGUGCUAGAUAUUUGAGCGAGAGAUGCAUGAUGUACGUAGUCCUUUCAUGGCUGUUUCCAGCUGUAGGUUUCAAACUAUAAAGAAAAGUAUUACAAAAUGAAUCAUAAAAAUGAUUAUAUCGCUCCCAAAAGGAGUACCAGUUUGCAAAGCUUUGAAAUAAAGUGAACUGAAGAAAGCCUACACUGAAGUAUGUUACAAUUAAGUGCUUCUUUUCAAUCAGUAUGCCGAUAAUCAGACAUGGUUCUUCAUACAGUAUACACCUCAAAUAAAAUAUUGUUUUG